AACCACUUUGGGGCACUUGUUUUGUGUUUUGUUAGAAUUGUUAGUUUGUUCGUUGGGUGCAGAGGUUUGAUCAACAUCAAGUGUGCAGUUUUAUUUGACAUCAAACUGGCUUGGCAUUAGUUACAAUUUACUUGCAAAAGUUACUUUUCUGGCGAAAUAGGAUUCACUGGUCAAAACAGCAAGUAUGGCGAGCAUCUGUGAGCUGCCUCGCACUGAGAAUAUCCCUGUGGACUCCGAUGUACCCACAAAUGCCGGAGACACUUCAAAUACGAGUGACACCAGUACUAGUGAUACCAGUUCGGGGACCACUCUGACUGCAGCUCAGCGGGCUCGUAUUGAGCGUCAGCGGCAGAAGGCGCGCGCUUUGCACGAUGCGCGACUUAUUAAAAUGCACCCUGCUGUAAAGGAGUCAGUAUCCUCUUCAGUAGGCAGCACGCGGGCUCGAGACACAGGCGGCGGCUUCCUUCUAGAAGAUGAUGAGCCCGAGACCAAGAUCAAGAAGGUGCAGGCCCCAGCACCGGUGGUCCAUGAGAGUGAGCAGCCACACUGCCUUGAGUGCGAUAAACCGUUCCCCAUGUCGUACCUGUAUGAUACAUUUGACUACAGUGUGUGUGACGAGUGCAAAAACGAUGAGACCCACUCCCUCAUAACCCGCACGGAAGCGAAGACAGAGUUCCUGCUAAAAGACUGCGACCUGGACAAGCGGCCGCCGCCCCUGAAGUGUAUACGACGCCGCAAUCCACACAAGGCUCACUACAGCGACAUGCGGCUCUAUCUGCGGGCUCAGGUGGAAGCACGAGCUCUAGAGGUCUGGGGCAGCGAGGAAGCCCUAGAGGCGGAACACGAAGAACGCGCGAAACGCCGCGAAAAGGCCCAAGAGACAAGCACGAAGCGAAAACUGCGCGAGCUUCGCAUGGCGGCCCGGUCUUCCCUCUUCGAAGGGAGGAAGGCCAUACAUGGACACACUCAUGAGUGGGGAGAGGAAACAUAUGAUGAGGAUAACGACAGUUAUACCAGGGUGUGUAAAACGUGCGGACAUAGUGAGACUUAUGAAAAGAUGUAGGUUAAAAUAUGUGUUUUUGAUAAUGGUUACUAAUGUUGGAACAAUAUUCCUCCCCCUAAGAAAACAAAACACAGUUUUAAACUUAUGAGAUGGUAGGUUAGGUUCGUGGUAGUUGCAUGGCAGCCCGAUUGAAGCUCUUGGAAGGCAGAAACGCCCCACAAGGAUAUACAUAAGCAUAAGUGGGAGGAAGAGAAAUUAUGUUGUCUUGUGUAUUUCAUGAAAUCGUUUUAGUUUUUAAUUCAAGACAAGUAAUUUUAUCAAUUUUAAAAGCAAUAUAUACCUACGUUCAAACACUGCCAUUGUUACAAAUGUUACAAUUUACAAAAUGAAACUCAUGAAUCAUGGAUUUAAGUAUCUUUAAUAUGUCUACCUCGUAUAUUUUAUAAGUAUUAAUAGUUAAUUUCUCUCUCUCUGUAGUUUUAGCAUUUUAAAACAAUUCGUCUGGUAGCCAAGUGAAAUACAGUUUAAUUGGUCAUUACUUUUUCUCGCUGGCGAGUUAUGUACUAAAUCAA
Messenger RNA from Leguminivora glycinivorella, 1575 nucleotides. It is a transcript of the gene Xpac, whose product is annotated as DNA repair protein complementing XP-A cells homolog. The record is from RefSeq and is a predicted model, not a curated record. Gene Ontology annotation, cellular component: nucleotide-excision repair factor 1 complex. Gene Ontology annotation, molecular function: damaged DNA binding. The transcript is spliced from 5 exons. Lineage: Eukaryota; Metazoa; Arthropoda; Insecta; Lepidoptera; Tortricidae. Bases 185 to 1063 code for a protein of 292 amino acids. Gene Ontology annotation, biological process: base-excision repair; UV-damage excision repair; nucleotide-excision repair, DNA damage recognition.